AUGUCUUCUCGGCCCCGGACUCGGUCGUGCGCCUGCGUUCGGUCUGGCUUUGAGUGCUCGUAUCCACCUGCUGGACCGCCUGCGAGACGGGCCAAGAAGACGACGAUCAAUGAUGUUGCAAGUCGGAUUUCUCAGAUGGAGAAGACUAUUGAGGCGUUCAAGGCUGGACAAGAUGUGUCGCCGCAACCGACGGUGUCUGCAGGUUCAGUGACUUCUGCGAAUAGUGUUCCAACACCAGCUAGUACAGCUACAGACGCUGAGACCAGAGAGAGGGUCAGAGGUUCUCGUGAGGGUCUGUUGCUCAAUAAGGGAACAAGUAGUCACUAUGUUAAUGAAGUUCUCUUCUCACGGGUCAUCGAACAGGUAAAGACGCUCCAGAAGUUUAUGGAUCUUGUACUAACACACGCCCAGGAAGAUGAUGUGCGAAUGGCCUUGGCAACGCCCAGAGAGCCGCCGCCUCACGAAGUUGACUCUCCCAUAUGUCACAUGAAUCCCAUUGGAUGGCUAUCAGCAGGAAUAGCAUCAGUAUCUACCGCAAUUUACCAUCCUCAAAGACGUGUGGCUAUUCGACUAUGGAAAGUCUUUGUCGAUGGUGUUGAUCCAUACGUCAAGGUUCUGCACAUCCCUACCGCUGAGACAACACUCUACACAGUCAUAGGGGACCCUACUAAAGCUUCAAACGAGAACUUGGCUCUUUGUUUUGCCAUCUAUUUCGCUGCGAUCACGGCCACGCCCUCCGAGGACGCGCUCGACAUAACUGGUGAAGACAAAAAACAAGCUCUCCUUCGGUACAGGAUGUGUUUAGAGCAAUCAAUGGCCCAAUCAGACUUCCUCGAGAAUCCUACAAUCGCUUCUCUACAGGCUAUGGCUAUUUAUGGGGCCGCCAUGCGGGUCCAUAACUCAUGUCGAGCUGUCUGGAUCAUGAAUGGCCUCGCACUUCGAGCCGCUCAGUCAAUAGGUUUGCACAGAGACGGCAGUAAGCUUGGUCUUUCACCCUUUGAGUCAGAAAUGCGACGUCGAAUAUGGUGGUAUUUCCAAGAGCGUGAUGGAAGAGGCGCCGAGGACUAUGGGCUACAGAACCCAACCGCUACUACCGUUCACGGUGUUGAGCUACCGCGGAACUUACACGAUAGCGAUCUUUCCCCAGGGAUGAAAGAGCUUCCACCUUCAAGGCCGGACUGGACGCGGAUGACGCUACAGCUGUGCUGCAACCAGUCAUCGCAGGCUUGGGCUCAUCUCUUCCACAUGAGUUGCUCUGCGGAUGGCAUACCAGAUGAAGAUGUACGAAGACGGGUCAUCAAAGAUGCCGUUGAUAAAGUUGAAGGAAUUUUGCAGCGCUGCAACCCCGUGAUACCCGAACAAAGAAUGACGAUCCGAACCGCACGUCUAAUUCUCUGCAAAGUCGAUGUAGUGUCUCGUCGCCAAUGGCAGAUCCUCCGCUCACCCAAUGACCAACCCCCAAUGGCCACAGAAGCCGAACUCACCGAAGCAGUCGAACUCCUCGAGCUCUCCAACCUCAUGUGGCAAGACGACGACCUCGUCGCCUACCAGUGGCUCGCCCGCUCAUAUCCCCAAUACCACAUAAUGCUCUUCAUCCUGCGCCACCUGUGCGUGUGUCCGCGUGGAGAACUAGCAAAGCGAGCCUUUGCAGCCGUGGAGCUGCAGCAUGAGAAUUUCAAAUCGAGGGAGGACAAGCCGCUGAGUGGGCUGAAGUGGACGGUGCUCGCGACGUUGAGGGAGAGGGCGUUUUUGUUGAUGCAGCGGGUUGAGAGGGAGAGUGUAGGUGUGCCGUGGAAUGAGAGUCAGCGGGUGGAAAUGCAGGGGACGAAUGGGCAGGCGGUGCAGAGUGGGAGUGAGGUUGCUGUUCCGGAUUGGAAUAUGAUUUUGGAGGAGUUUCCGUUGGACAUGGAAGACUUUUCAUUGAUUUUCUGA
Messenger RNA from Fusarium musae, 1932 nucleotides. RefSeq lists its product as uncharacterized. Gene Ontology annotation, molecular function: zinc ion binding; DNA binding. The record is from RefSeq and is a predicted model, not a curated record. Lineage: Eukaryota; Fungi; Ascomycota; Sordariomycetes; Hypocreales; Nectriaceae. Gene Ontology annotation, biological process: DNA-templated transcription. The transcript has 3 exons. Bases 1 to 1932 code for a protein of 643 amino acids.